Molecule: messenger RNA, 641 nt
Organism: Ruditapes philippinarum (Manila clam)
Lineage: Eukaryota; Metazoa; Mollusca; Bivalvia; Venerida; Veneridae
Exons: 3
Coding region: 54-641 (195 amino acids)
Source: RefSeq, a predicted model, not a curated record
AAAAAGCUGUUGCGAUUCAAUUCUCUUACUGUUUAGAAAAAGCAAAUGGGAAAAUGGCAUUAUUUUAUGUGUAUAUUUUUGUGCUGAUUAUAUAUGAAGCAAGUGCUGUAGUAAACUUCAGGAUUACUAGUUUUAAAACGAAUACAUCGUCUAGUUCUAUUUUGUAUAUCGUCAAUGGAAUCACUGUCAAACUAUGUGUAGAGGAAUGUUCGUCACUUUUCGGCUGUUCCGCUGUCAACUAUAAACGGCUUUAUAAUCUAUGUGAACUUCAUUCAAGUCAGCACGAGAACCGCGUGGCUCGUCCUGGCGAAUCGUGCGUAUAUAUUAAAAGAUCAGACAUGCAUGGUGAAGAUUUGUCGACAGGUGGCUGUCAAAGUUGUGAUGAUAGGGACACUUGUGACAACAUCCAGUGCGUCCCUAAAUCAUGUGCAGCCCUUGAAGUGAAGAAUGGUGUUAUACGUGGCAAUAUGAAAGCAGUUGGUUCGCUCGUAGUAAUCGCUUGUGACAAACUUUUCAAGGACAUUUCUGGAAAAACGCAUACAGUCUGUCAGAGUAAUGGGUCGUGGACACAUUAUCCGAAUUGCACACUGGGCAAGUACUGUUUGCUGCGUUGUAUGCAAAGAAACAAGAAGUAUCUUUAA